AAGAAACAGAGUGAAGCAGAGAGAAGUUUCUCUCCACAGCUGACUUUAGAAAAGGAUCACGUUUGUUGUUGAAACUUUUAAGACCGAUAAGAUGAAGAAGCUGAUCCUCGACGUGGACACCGGGGUUGAUGAUGCUCAGGCCAUCAUGAUGGCCCUCGCUGCCCCCGACGUGGAGAUCCUGGGGAUCACAUGCAGCCAUGGCAACACAACGCUGGACAACGCCUGCAAGAACACACUGCGUGUCCUGAAAGCUUGCAACAGGCUGGAUAUCCCGGUGUACCGCGGAUGUUUGGAGCCACUGCUGGGCCGUAAACACCAUGCCGGAGAUUUCCACGGAAAGGACGGGCUGGGCGACACCCCCGAUCCAGAUGCCCCAGGCCUGGAGCUGCUGCAGAAGGAAAAAGCUGCAAAGGCGAUAGUCCAGUUUGUCAACCAAAACCCUGGAGAGGUGACUCUGGUUGCCACGGCGCCCCUCACUAACCUGGCCCUGGCUGUAAAACUGAACCCUGGGUUCACUAAGAAGCUGAAGGCGCUCUACAUCAUGGGAGGAAACAUGGAAUCCAGAGGUAAUACCACUGUGUGUGGAGAGUUCAACUUUGUGGCUGACCCCGAGGCGGCCUACAUCGUGCUGGAGCGCUACCUCUGUCCCACCUACAUCGCUACCUGGGAGUUCAGCUGCAGGAACAGCCUGCCAUGGGCUUUCUGCGACACUUGGCUGAAACAAGGCACAGACAAGUCUCGUUUCAUGGAGAAGAUUUACGCCCACACCAGAAAGAUGGUCCAGACUGAGCGCUAUCAAAAGGAGCUGGUGUCAGGACCGGGCUUCAACACCUGUGACACCUACGCUACGGCUGCAGCCAUCGAAGACACUCUGGUGACGGAGAGUGAAGAGGUUGCCGUGACAGUGGAGCUGGAUGGGACCCACACCCGAGGCAUGAUGGUCCUGGAUUACAUGGGCCUGCUGAAGAAGAAACACAAGGUCUUCAUCAUGAAGAGAGUCGAUCUGGAGAAGUUCAAACAACUGUUGAUUAACGCACUGAAGUAGCGUGAUGUCUCUGUGCCAC
Molecule: messenger RNA, 1064 nt
Organism: Anoplopoma fimbria (sablefish)
Lineage: Eukaryota; Metazoa; Chordata; Actinopteri; Perciformes; Anoplopomatidae
Product: nucleoside hydrolase-like
Exons: 8
Coding region: 92-1045 (317 amino acids)
Molecular function (GO): hydrolase activity, hydrolyzing N-glycosyl compounds
Source: RefSeq, a predicted model, not a curated record